This is a messenger RNA of Hylaeus volcanicus, 6059 nucleotides long. RefSeq lists its product as uncharacterized. The transcript has 5 exons. Bases 1541 to 3415 code for a protein of 624 amino acids. The record is from RefSeq and is a predicted model, not a curated record. NCBI's taxonomy places the organism in Eukaryota, Metazoa, Arthropoda, Insecta, Hymenoptera, Colletidae.
CUUUCACGCACAACAGGAAUGCGAUAUUUUACCGUUGUUAACCGUUCUAAAAAGUAUGCCGUCUACACACGGUUGAAGAAAACAUGUCAAAACGUUAACGUGACUUUAGUCGGAAAAUUUCCCUCAACAUUAAGUAAAAAAAGGCUUAAUAAGACAAAUUUUUGUAAAAGAAGAAAAUCCAGAAUAGUUUAGCCUUUUUUUGUUUGUCAAUUCGAAAGAAGGGUAAAAGAUCGGUUAACGCUACUUUAAGAAGAUAACAUUUAUAUUUACUAGGAAAUGUUACGAUUAAAAAAAAAACAAGAUAAAUAACUCGUGAAAUGAAUCAUAAGGCCUUAGACUUGCCCUGUUUUUGUUGACCGCUUUAAAAAUAACGUGUAAACGAAAGACCAAAAGGGUUCUAGGGUUGAUUAUGGUAGGUUGACGGUAAUACACAAGACGAAGCAAUGUGCCCAAAAAAACAAUUAUUUUCUACAAAGAAUCUGUCAACAUAAUGGACGCAUCUGUGGGUAGAGUCAAAAUCAAUUAUUAAGCUCUCGCUAUAUAAAGUUUAAAUAAAAUUUAUUUCAAAUCAAAAGAAAACACUUCGUGUUCGACGCAACACAAAGAUGUAAACCAAAAAUAUUUGUUUUUCUAUUAAACCUCGCUUUCCUAAAUUACAAUCAUAGUGUGAAUUUAUGCAAUACAAGCUUUUGAUAAAAAUGAUGAAUUUGUACUUGAUGUUGUUAUAUUAGACUUGAGCUUUAUUUAUUGCAGAAACUCUUAGACUGUAAAAUAUAAAAGUCAGAAAAAAAUAAUGUUUCAGCAUUUUUGGCAUGGCAACACAAAAAAUAUUGGUUGUGGGAUCAGGAAAGGUAAACGGGAAGAAUGUUUUUUCGAGCGAUAAAAAAAAAAAAAUUUAUAACAAAAUGUUUUAUAAAUCAAAACAGAAAUGUUAAACAAGUGUUUUUGUAAAAAGCGAUUAAACGCUGCAUAAUUGUAAAUGAGCUAUCCUUAUUACAACAUGGACUUUUAUCAAUGUCGGCUCCAUUUUUUUUUGUAAAAGAGCUCGCGAGCUUUUAUUUAUUGCUAUAAAUCAGAUUCAGUCGGUAUGACGUGACGUUAGAGACGCAGACGGGAUAUGAACAUUUGAAGACUGUACGUAGUUUUUAAAGAGUUGACAAUAAAACUGUUUUUACGUAUUAAAAUCAUUUUCAAAAAAUAUUACUAGUGGUUUAUGUAAAGAUAGACUUGCUUACAAAAAGUGUGGUUGAUUCUUUCAUUUACUGAAAAGGAAUGAUGAGUAAAAAUUCAUUAGAAUGAAUGCUAGUAAUUUUCAUGCGGAGUCGAAAUACUUUUUUAUAAAUGCCUGCAUUUCAUGCAAACCUCAGAAAUUUUAGAAUGAGACCAGAAAGAAAGGUGCAACAGUUAAGGAGUUCAAGUUUUUUUUUUUGUGCGCUUGAAAAAAAAAGACACGCUAGGUUAGACAUUGUUGUUUUAAUUACAGACUGGUUUAAUGUUUUCUUAAAAAGAUUGAUGAUUGUAGGUUCAAAUUAUUUUUUAAAUGUUAAUAAGAAAAAAAAAAAAAAAAAUUCCUCAAUUUUUAUUUUUAGUGUAUAAAAAGACUUUUGAUUUUUUUUUCAAUGGCAAAAGUGCGGUUAAAAACAUAGGAUUUUGUUUAGUAAGACUUUAUACAAAAACGAAGUUUUUAUGUGAAACAUAUAAAGAACUUCGUUGGGCCGUUCAGGUUGGAGUUGGUGCAGGAUUUUCAUCUUUUUUUCUUAUUUUUUUAACUCCAUCUCAAUUAUUUUUUGGUACUACUGGAAUCGUUGGUCCAGUGUACUCUGUUUUUUCUAUAGAUGCCACAGCGGGUGGUUCCUUUAAACGAGCGUGGCUCAAUCUGACAUUUUAUACACUUGGAGCUUUCGCAGGAUAUAGUUUUUCUCUCUUAUCAAUUCUUUGUCAUAAGAUGAUUGGUAAAUCGGUUGUUCCUUUUAUAACAUUUGUGUCUGUUCUUUUGAUUGUAAUUCCGGGAGGUUUUAUACGUUUUAAUUUCCCAUCAACAAUUGUUGCAGUAAAUGUUGGUUUAUCGACAGCAGAAUUGAUACUAUUAGCAGGUUUUAAUGAGGUGAUGGAUUACAAUCUUCAAAAGGAGGCUUUGAAACGGGUGAUUUCUUGUUGUGUGGGUAGUUUAUGUUCCUUGCUGGCUUCCCAAUAUGUCUUGUGUUAUCGGGCCCGACCCAACGUUUUAAAAAGCUUAGAAAAAAUUCUUCUUGUCAUGAGUGAUAUUUUAAAACCUUUACAACCAAUGCAUUCCUACUCGUCUUCAGUUCCAGCUCACAUUUUGUGCGCUUCAAAAUUAGUUUCAUGUUCGAGGAAUACAAUCCCCAGUGCUCUACACAAGGAUACCAGCAGUGCUGAUAAGUUAAAUAACGUUUCUCGCAUUCAUUUCAAGUAUGAUGCGAAUGAAUUUAAAAAGUAUUGUGCGAAGAUGAUAGAAAAUGUGAAUACGUGUCAGGAAUUGUUAGCAUCACAAAAUUUGCUGAUAGAAUGCGCUAAACAAGAAUUGUCCUGUCAGAAACCAUACCGUUUUCCUGAAGUUAAAUAUAAAGCAUUGUUAAAUGAAAUCCGAACACUUUUCUUUCACAUAUCCUCUUUAGUGUUUCAUAUGAAUUUAUAUGUUACUGAUAAUUAUAAAACACGUCAAUCAUUGAAAUGUGGCGUAUGGGAGACACGGGAAGAAGAAACAAAUGAUUUAUGUUCAUUUGAAGAAAAAGAUAGGGUUAAAAGUGUGGAGGAUUGGAAAAUGGUGAAUGGGAAACACUUUACAAAGGAUUUCCGAAAUUUGAAAAGAAUGGAAGAAAAAUCAAAUGAGGAUCUAGAAGCGAAUGAAAGAAACAUGGAAUGUUCGAACGUUAUAGAAAUUCCGCAAAUGUAUGAGGCAUCAGAAAAAACUCAUUUAAUUGGUACGUUACAAAAAAUAGAAGAGGACGUUUUUGAUACCAUAACAUUUCAUAUAUCGGAAGCGCUAAGGCAUUUGGCGACAAGUUUACGAACAAAAGAUGGGUCAAGAGAGUUGGCUUUACGUGAAUUAAAAGUUACGGAAAAGGUUUUCAAUAAAAUUCAAACGUAUAGAAUAUCUCAACGAGAAAGCUUUUCUAAUAUUAUUAUGAACACGUUUGCAUGCGAUCAAUCCAAACGUUGGAGUACCACAACACUUGAAGCCAUUCAAACAAAAUGGUUUGAUGCUUUAGACGUCGAUUUACAAACUUAUGUUUCUUUUACGGAUAAGGAGAACACAUUAUUUUGGGACGCGUAUUGGUUAGCUCGAGAUCGCAUUUCAAUAUGUUAUGCGACUUUAAUGACCAUAAAAAAUAGUCUGUUCCGCUGUUCUCAAUGUCUUGAUGAUUAUGUUAAAGUAGCUGUGGAUGUCAAGUGAACUGUUCACUGCAAUUUAGAAGAAUUUGUGACAAGUUACCCUCCUUUUUUUUUUCAUUGUUUUUUUUUUUUUUUCUCACGACUUUCUUUUCAGUAGCAGAUAAAAAAGUCGUGUGUCAUGUUAUUUACACAUGUGUUUCAAAAAAACUUGACAUUUUUUGAAGAUAUCCAAACGACGUUUCAAUGUCUUAUAUUAUAAAAAAUAAUUGACUCACGUAAACAAGAGUAGUAAUUGUUUCUCUUGUUAAUAAUUUCCUUCUUUUUCUUGAGUCCAAGACUCAAUGACUGGAGGAACUUUUUGGUUCACGUACGUUAUUGUAUGCGACAUGUAGUGGAAGAAAAAAAUGGUAUUAAAAAGCAAAGUUGUGACGCUGAACAUUUAGAAAUACGUGUAGUGUUGUUUUUCAAAUGUCUCUUCAAGUCUUUUUAUAUAUAUCUGUUUAGUCGCGACUGCUAAAAUGCAGCAAUAUCACUAUUUUGUGAUACAUUUUUUUUUUUUCUUGUUUCUUUUCAUGCUUAUAAGGCAGCAAAAAUAAUAGGAUUUCUUUUAGCGGACUCACGUGAAAAAAUAAUUCAUUAAAAUUAAUAUUAAAAAAAAACCUACGUUUGUUUUAAAAAUUUCAAGAAAAUGUGCAACCAGUCAACAAGGAACUAUUUUACGUUUUUGUUACCUAGAAAUGCUGCACACUGACUGAUUUGAGGUGAACGUCGUGACAAAAAAAAAGGACGACUCUUUUUUAAAUAGAUUCUACUAACAAAUAACACUAUCUUGUAUUGUUCUAGUGAAAACACAAGCCGUUAAUCUUAAAAGAAUUGUACGAAGGGCUUUUGGAACAUUGACGAAGAAAAGAUAAUUAAAACAAAGAAGGGUAAUGUUGAAAACAUGGGUGAUAACACUGACGGGAGGUAACAAGCAUCCUUUGGCACUCUUACAAUAGUUGAAGAUUUGUCGUGAUGGUUCAAAAAAAGACUAUUUAAAAAAAAAAGAUGAGUUUUUUUUUAAAGAUAUUUUGGUGAUCUAGUAAAGUUAUAUCAUGUUGAAAAGUCACGCCGUUCCCCAUUUACGUCAUGAAGAAACGACGGUACAAAAAAGAAAGGAAUUGAAUGAAAGUGACGACAAAUGUUCAAGUACAAAACCGUAUUUGAUUGAUCGAUGCAAUGUGGAAAGAUUGGAAAAGAAUUUGAACAUAAAUGAAAAUCAAUCUCAAAAAAAAUACACUGAACUUUAUGAUUUUAUAAAGAAAGAAUGGAAUUCAUUGUGGAAGGCUUUUACAAAACAGGAUGAUUUUUCUGUAAAGCGGUCUUGCCAACAAAACAGUGACAUGAAAACUUUUGUUUCCUUGCUACAAUGGAACGAUGUCUGUCAGAGUUUGACAACCAGUGAUGCGUGCAAGAAAUCUUCGAGGUGUUGUGUGUCAGAAAAGGAACAUGGGAAAAUGUUUUGUCGUUCGUCGAAAGGCUCUAAUCAUUUGACCGAUAGGGGUCAUGAGGGGCCUAAAACAAAUGUAUCUUCGGUGAACGGAUUGCUGAUGGACUUCUCAGCUCCGUGUAUGACGCAUUGGGUGAAAACAAUACGCUUAGGUAUUGCUUCUUUACUAAGUUAUACAUUUCUUUUGAAAUCACUGCAGCUUUUAAGCGAAAAUGCACCACAUGCUCUUUUAUUAUUUCUUUUAAAUCAUUCUUCCACAAGCGAACGGUUGCGCGGUUUUGAAGGUGAAGGAUUUUUGCAAGGGUUUACUGAAGGAAUUUUUAAUUCGAGUGAAAAGCGGGAAAAUGAAGUACAUGAUAGUCAUAAAUUUUUACAAGAAAAAUUAUUACCUCGGCAAAAAGACCUUCUUGAAAUGAUUGCUCCUUCCUUCACCCCUGCAUUGUUACGUGAACAUAUUUGUUACGUGCAGCAAUUUCUUCAUAUUAGCAUUCCUUGGUCUUUUGAUAUUUUACUUUCACUUUUAUUGCAUCGACGCUUAGCUUCAUCUUUUGGAGCUAGUGCUACUUUUAAUAGUGAAAAUGGUUUUUUUGAUACCUGCUUCAAAACGUUCAAUUCGCUUCAACUUGUGUCUUUACUUUUAAUGGAAUUUUCGGAUGUGGAUUUGCAAGAAUUAAAUUGGUGCCAGUCUUCUUUAAAAAAAGAAAUUUUUUUUAUUUUAACCAAUGAAAUUAAAAGUUAUUGUGAUUGCAUUAAUGUUGUUGUUUCAUUUCAAACAAACUUUUAUGAAAAACUUUGUAUUGAAUGGAAAGCGGAAAUGUCCGACAAUUUGUCCCAAUCAAAAAACCUUAAUGUUUCUUCGUUACUGGAUAGACCAGAAAAUGUCGGGCAAACAAUACCAAGCCAUCCUUGGUUACGGUUGCAUGUGUUGAGCGUAUUGAAAUUGCAUCAUUCCUUCAAUUUUGCUGAGAUUCAAAAUCGUUUAUGGGUUUUUUUUAAACACUUAACAAUGAUCGAUAUGGAUGCAUUUCAUUUAGGCGGUCAAAUGUACUUUUCGAAUGAACAAGGCGUUGAUCAUGUUUAUUCUCAAGGCAAUCAAGAAAAUCCCAAUGAGGAUUUAUCUGAAGAAAUGAUCAGUUUAAAAUUGCGCGUUUCUUUACUUUUAAGCACAUAUUCCGUUGGUUGUGUUACUGCAAUAUAUAGAUUCACAUGCGAAAAA